Molecule: messenger RNA, 2166 nt
Organism: Ceratitis capitata (Mediterranean fruit fly)
Lineage: Eukaryota; Metazoa; Arthropoda; Insecta; Diptera; Tephritidae
Product: filaggrin-2
Exons: 7
Coding region: 146-2035 (629 amino acids)
Source: RefSeq, a predicted model, not a curated record
ACCUAAAGAAGAUUUGCUUUCGGAAUCAUUAAUGAAAAGUUUGCGAAGUCGAAAAGACGUGUGAGUGACAAAAAUUUUCAAAAAAACACGUGAAAAGUUCAUUAUAUACAUACAUAACUGGUAGUAGUAGGUGAUUUAAGACAACAUGAAAGGAACCGUAGCCAUUGUUUUGGCGAUCUGCGUCUGUGCGGCGGCAGCAGAGGAGCUCGAGAGCAGGCGUGACUUUCACAAAUUACAUUAUAGCCAACAUCAACAGACGGUGCAAGAAGCUAAGCAAAAACUUGGAGAUGUAGCAACUGGUUUCGAUGGUCAGCACCACGGUUCAUUUGAAGAAGUCAGCUCUUAUGGCGGCGUUGGUACAGUCGGACUUUCCAGUGGUAGUGGCGGCUAUGGCAGCAGCGGCUAUUCCGGUCAGCAAAGCUCAUCUGGUCUGGCUGGUCUAUCAGCAGUUGAUUUGAAUAGUGGUUCUUCUUUUGGUGCCUCUACCAACAGCGCUGCUUCAUUCGGUGCCAGCCACUCAGCUAACUUUGGUAGCUCAUCUUCUUUCGGUGCAAGUUCGAAUUUCGCUAGUGGCGCGAGUAAUGGCGCCUCUGUUGUGAUACCCGUGACGUCAGGUGGUGCCACAAGUAGUAUUACUGAGCAAACUGAAAAUGUGCAUCAACAAGUUAUUCCCGAAGUUGUCGCAACCGGAAGCGGCUCUGCUGGUCAUGAAAGCUAUGUUCAUGAAGAACGUCGUUCGGAAAGUCUACCAGUUAUCACCUACGCUGCCCCAGCUGGUGGUUCUGAAAACUAUGUACACCAUGAGGAACGUCGUAUACAAUCUCAAACUGCGGCUCCUAUUGUAACUUACUCACCAUCAGGUGGUCAUGAAAGCUAUGUACAUCAUGAGGAGCGUCGUACGCAAAGCCAACCUGUUAUCCAAUACACUGCACCAGCUGGCGGCUCCGAAAACUAUUACCAUCACGAGGAACGACGUGUUGCAGCUCAACCAGUUAUUCAAUACACUUUGCCCAGUGGCGGUGCUGAAAACUAUGUACACCAUGAGGAACGCCGUGUACAAAGCCAAGCUGUGCCUGUUAUCCACUACAGCGUACCAUCUGGUGGAUCUGAGAAAUAUGUAUCCAUUAAAGAGGAACGCGUUCAACAAGCUGCACCCGUCCAAGUUAUUGCUCCUACUGGCCACGAGUCGUAUGUGAAAUAUCGCAAAAUAACCACUGCAGCUCAACCACAAGUGAUCGUACCAGCUGUAGGUAGUACGCACUCCUCCUAUGUGCAACACUCCGCGAACGCUGCAUCACAAUUAAACAAUUUAGUGAGCGGCGCAUUGACUGCAGGUCAGACCGGUUACACUGGCAUCGGUUCAGGUGCUUUAACUGCCGCUAACUCCGGUUUCGGUACGCAAAGUCAUUUUGGUGCUCAAAGUGGAUUCAGCGCACAGCACGGAUUUGGUGCACAAAGUCAGUUCGGAGCCCAACAUGGUUUAAGUAGCGGAUACGGUGCUGCUAGCAACGCUGCACUUUCUCAAGGCGUUGGCUUUGGCGCACAAUCAAAGUUUGGCUCACAGUUUGGUGCUGAAUCCAGCUACAACUCGAAAUUCGGUUCAAGUUUCGGCGCCGAUUCUUCUUUUGGCGCAAACUCAGGUUUGUCUGCUGGUCUAAGCGCCUCAGGCUUACAUCAUUAUAUCGCCGAAUCCGAACGUUUGGCCAAGGCUCAAGCUCAAGACAUUGGCUACGGUGGAGUACGUGCUGGAGGUAGCCAAUUGGCUGAUUUCUCAGCUGGAUAUGGCAGCAAUGCUGGUCUUGUCGGUGGCGCUGGCGUCGGUGCUGGUGGUUUUAAGACGAAAUCUUGGGAAAAGGCAUCCAAAUGGUCUUCACAAUCUGAGUUUGGUCCUGACGGUCAAGUGAAGAACUUCAAGGAAUUAUCUACUGGAGAAAGUGAGAACUACGACAUCAAUGGCAAGCGUGUCGGCUACAAGGCAGCGACGACGACCCUCGAUGACAAUGGCAAGGUUAGCAGUUACAGCCUCCACACAUAAGGUUCAUUGCAAUUGUGUAGUCAAUACAUUUAAAUGUGUUCUUUCACGCCUAGUUAGUUUGCGUAUUUUUUUAUUCUAAUUUUAAAGUACACAAAUCUAAUCGAUAAUAAAAAUUUGUUAAUAUAAAACAA